CUCACAAGGGCAUGAUGUUCUACGCCGACUCCUCCGGCUUCAAAGGCAACAGCACGUCGGGGUACUACUGCCCGCCCCCCGGCGGCGCGCGGCCGUCGCCGUGGACGCAGAACCAGGUGGGCCCGGCGCCGCCGGCGGGCACGAGCUCGACCGCCGGGCUGAUGCUACCGCCCAUGCCGCCGCCGCCGCCGCCGAUGCCGGCGGGGCUGGACACGGCGGCGUUCAGCUACGAGGAGCUGGCGGCGGCGACGGGCGGGUUCUCGGAGGCGAACCUGCUGGGGCAGGGCGGGUUCGGGUACGUGCACCGCGGCGUGCUCCCGGGGAGCGGCAAGGAGGUGGCGGUGAAGCAGCUCAAGGCCGGCAGCGGGCAGGGCGAGCGCGAGUUCCAGGCCGAGGUCGACACCAUCAGCCGCGUCCACCACCGCCACCUCGUUGCCCUCGUCGGCUACUGCAUCGACGGCGCGCGCCGGCUGCUCGUCUACGAGUUUGUGCCCAACUACACCCUCGAGCACCACCUCCAUGGGAAAGGCCGGCCGGUGAUGGAGUGGACGGUGCGGCUGCGCAUCGCCCUCGGCGCCGCCAAGGGCCUCGCCUACCUGCACGAGGAAUGCGAUCCCAAGAUCAUCCACCGCGACAUCAAGUCGGCCAACAUUCUCCUUGACAACAACUUCGAGGCUAUGGUUGCGGAUUUCGGGCUGGCCAAGCUGACGAGCGUGAACCACACGCACGUGUCGACCCGUGUCAUGGGCACGUUCGGGUACCUGGCGCCGGAGUACGCGUCGAGCGGGAAGCUGACGGAGAAGUCGGACGUCUUCUCCUACGGCGUGAUGCUGCUGGAGCUGCUCACCGGUCGCCGCCCUGGCGACCGCUCGUCCUACGGCCAGGACGGCCUCGUCGACUGGGCCAGGCAGGCUCUGCCGCGCGCCCUGGGCGACGGCAACUACAACGACCUCGUCGACCCGAGGCUGGACGGCGACUUCGACAAGACGGAGGCCGCGCGCCUCGUCGCCUGCGCCGCCGCCGCCGUCCGCCACGCCGCGCGCCGCCGCCCCAAGAUGAGCCAGAUCGUGAUGGCGCUGCAGGGGGAGAUGCCGCUGGAGGAGCUGAACGACGGCGUGCGGCCGGGGCACGGCGCCACGUUCAGCUCGAGCUCGGGGUCGGGAUCGGAGUACGGGUCCGGGCACGGAUCGUACACCGCGCAGAUGGAGCGGAUCCGGAGGGCGGCGCUGCCCAGCCCGGAGUACAGCGCGGACUACCCCGGCUCCAUCCCGGAGUUCGGCCACCCGUCGCCGGCCAGCAGCGCCAGCUCCGUCGAGCGGGAUGAACGGCGGCGUCAUGGAGCAGGUCGCCGGUGAGUGUGAUGCAGCAAGCAAUAUAAUGGAGUGUGCGAUCCCGUGCACGGUUCACAACCAGCAGGAUCACGUCGAUCCCAUCUUGUAAUGCGCCAUGUGUAAUGUGUUGUAACCUUUAUUGCAAC
Setaria italica (foxtail millet) is the source of this 1477-nucleotide messenger RNA. RefSeq names its product proline-rich receptor-like protein kinase PERK4. Gene Ontology annotation, molecular function: ATP binding; protein kinase activity. NCBI's taxonomy places the organism in Eukaryota, Viridiplantae, Streptophyta, Magnoliopsida, Poales, Poaceae. Bases 12 to 1355 code for a protein of 447 amino acids. Gene Ontology annotation, biological process: protein phosphorylation. The transcript has 6 exons. The record is from RefSeq and is a predicted model, not a curated record.